Adineta steineri is the source of this 507-nucleotide messenger RNA. NCBI's taxonomy places the organism in Eukaryota, Metazoa, Rotifera, Eurotatoria, Adinetida, Adinetidae. The record is from the annotation of a GenBank genome assembly.
AUGGGAUACUCACAGAUAAAAUAUCUUCAAACAGUGGUUAAUUUAUCAAAUAUUAAACAUUUAACUCUAUUAGAUGGUUUACGAUUUGAAACAAUAGAUUUAUUUAAAGAAAUAUUAAAAUCGACAACACAAUUGACAUCUUUAAAAACUAAAUUAUCUGAUUUAAUAUGUUGGUUCGACAAUAAUGAACUAUGCAAAUAUUUAAAUAAAUAUAUUAAAAGAUUGAAUUUAUCGUAUACAUCAUUCGAGAAUUCAGAUCAAUUAGAACAAUUCUGUAGAAUAUUCUCUAAUCUUGAACAAAUUAAAUGUUCUACAAAUGAAUUAGAGACUAUAUAUUUAAUCAAAUAUUUAUCCAAAUUAACGUAUAUACGAACUUAUCGAUGUUCUAAAAUUGAUCAAAUAUUAUCGAUUAGAAAAGAAAUAGAAAAACUUGGAUUAGAUAUGACUGCUAGUUUAGGCAAUGAUGACCGACCGUAUAGUUUAAUUAUUUGGAUUAAUCAAAAUUAA